Messenger RNA from Paramecium sonneborni, 1220 nucleotides. The record is from the annotation of a GenBank genome assembly. NCBI's taxonomy places the organism in Eukaryota, Ciliophora, Oligohymenophorea, Peniculida, Parameciidae.
AUGGACAGAUUUAUUCCGAAAAGUAAAUCGAAAUUGUUGUAUCAAUCACACACUUAAUCAAAUUAUAAUGAUGUACUUUAAUUUACUAUUUUAGUUAUUGUAUCAUAUAAAUGAGGAGAAAGUGUUAAAUUUUGGAAAUCAAAAAUAACAGCACAAUUAUCCAAUAUCAUUUUUGGACUAGUUACAUAAUUAAUACAGAUUACCAAUCUAAUAGACUGUAAGAUAAAUAAGUUCAGUUCCUGAGAAAAUAUUAGAUGCUCCAGAUAUUGCAGAUGACUUUUAUCUAAAUAUUUUGGAAUGGGGUAAUAAUAAUGUGUUAUCAGUGGGAUUGUAAAAUAAAGUAUAUUUAUGGAAUGCAUCAAAUUGUAAUAAAAUAUAAAUAAAAAGUAGAGCAUAUAGAAUAACUUUUAUAAGCAACAUCGAAUGUUACUGCAGUUCAUUGGAUAAAUGAUCAUAUUUUAGGAGUAGGAUUUGAUGAUGCAUCUAUUAAGAUAGUUGAUGUUUGUUCGUAACAAACAAUAACAUAGUUAUAUUAUCAUAAUGAGAGAGUAUCAACAAUAAGUAGUAGUUUUGAAUUAUUAUCAACAUCUGGUAGAGAUAAUGUGAUAUUCAAUCAUGAUUUAAGAGAGAAGAAUAAUAAUGUAGUAGGUGUAUUUUAGAAACACACAUAAGAAGUUUGUGGUUUGAAAUGGAAUUCAUCUGGAACUACUUUAAGUAGUGGAGCAAAUGAUAAUUAAUUAUUAUUAUGGGAUAAAAGAUAAAUGUCAUUACGUUUAUCAUGUGAAGGCCAUUGUGCAGCUGUUAAAGCUAUGGCAUGGUGUCCAUGGUUACCUAAUAUUUUAGUAAGUGGAGGAGGAUCUAAUGAUAAAAAUAUUAAAUUUUGGAAUUCUGAUACAGGAUUAUGCUUUAAAAGUAUAGAUACUGGUUCAUAAGUUUGUGCUUUAUAAUUUCUACCUAGAUAUAGAGAACUAAUCUCAUCACAUGGCUUUUCAAAAUUCUAAAUUAGUAUAUGGAAUGCAGAAGUAAUUUAAUAAGCCAAAUUGGUCUAAGAACUUUAAGCUCAUAAAUCAAGAGUAUUACAUUUAGGAAUAUCUCCUGAUUAAUCUAUGCUAUGUUCUGCAGCAGGAGAUGAAACUUUAAUAUUUUGGAGACUAGGCACAGAAUAAAACAAUUAAGAUAAAUAAGAAAUGUGUUCUAGUAAAAACCUAUUUCUCAGAUGA